CCUGGCUGAGGCAAGUCUGAGAGAUUCUGGCCCAACCUCUCUUCCUGGUUGUCUUCCUUGUGCCAGGGGCCCCUCCCAGCAUGUCUGGAAACUCUCAGCUCCAGUAUAUACCACUCAUUGCCUUGUCCUGCCACUGUCUGCUUAAGGAUCCCUAGCAACAAGAAGAUUCUAUCAGGAAACAGCAAUGAUAAUACCCAGUAACAACAAGAAGAUCUUAGAUUUGACGAUUGAGAUUCUGUCCCUGCUGACUGGAGAGGAUUAUAUUCUAGUGAAAAAGGAGCUCAGAUAUGGAGAAGGCUACACUGAAUCCUAUAUAUCAAGGGGUUUUUGCCAACCACCAGGCUCUAUUGAGGAGACAAAUUCCUUUCCACAACUGAGGGAAAAUGACAAAAAGAUUCUGGAACACACCAAUAAAAUCAUUUACCUGCUGACAGGAGAGAUUCCUGUACGCUGUGAGGAUGUUGCCAUCUACCUCUCUGUGGAGGAGUGGGAAUAUUUGGAUGGACAUCGGGAACUGUACAUGGAGGACAAGGUUACGAGCUUGUUGGGUAGGAAGAGAUUUUGUUUUCCUUAUCCUGCAGGUGAAUGUAAGAACAUGAACACCACUGAAACUGGCUGCUUGUCUUUGUACCCACAGCAUGGCACAGAGGAAGAGAUGGGCACAGAGCAGGAUAUUAAGGCAGAGCAAGCAGAUCUUGUACAUACAGCAGAGGAGAUACAGACAGACGAUGUAGUAAUUAAGAAGGAAGCUCCAUCAGAGGGAUAUCCUGUUACCAUUGCUGCACCCGCAUGUGAAGAAUAUAAGAGGGAAGAGAUUUCAAGUCCGGAUCAGAACCAAAUAUCCACAAACAGACUGAAGAGAGCUGCUUUAGAUAAAGAAGUCCACUCAUUACUAGAAGCACAUUUCAUGGACUCAUCCAGUGACCAGAGGGAGAUGGAAUGUUUAUCUGAUUUUAUAGAGAUCCCAAAAUCUAAGGGGUCCACUUGUACCGAUUGCGGCAGACACUUGACAGUAGAAUCAGAUUAUAUUUGUCACCAGAAGACACACAACGCUGAGAUGUUUCUCUGCUCCGAGUGCCACGAAUGUUUCGGCAGUCUCGCAGAGCUCGUCACACACCAGACGCUAUACAAAGAGCAAUGCGAUAAAAACGUUCUUUCUAGAGCCAAAUAUCCCACGCAGCAGGAGAAGAAAUUGCUUUCAUGCAACGAGUGUGGGCAGGGUUUUACCCAAAUUGCCCACCUUGUAACCCACCAGAAAACUCACGGCGGGGUGAAACCAUUCCCAUUCUCUAAAUGUGGGAAAUCUUUCGCCAAACAUUCAAAUUUUGUUAUGCACCAGAAAAUUCAUUCCGGGGAGAGACCGUUUGUCUGCACUGAGUGCGGGAAAUGUUUUACUCAGAGUUCAAAGCUCCUGACCCAUCAGGGGACUCACACCGAGGAGAAACCAUUCACUUGUUCCGAAUGUGGCAAAAGCUUUUCACAGAUCUCCCAUCUCCUGACUCAUGAGAGGAUUCACACGGGGGAGAAACCAUUUUCAUGUCUGGAAUGCGGGAAACUGUUUACACGGAAAUCAACUCUUCUAAAGCAUCAGAGGAUUCAUACAGGUGCCUUCAGCUGUUCCUAUUGUGGCAAGUGCUUCAGCCAGAACUCCAAUCUGGUGGCCCAUCAGCGAAUACACACCAGGGAAAAGCCUUUUGGUUGUGGCAGUUGUGAUAAGUGUUUCACAGACAAGUCGGCACUUAUUAAACAUGAGAGAAUCCACACUGGAGAGCGGCCAUUUAUAUGCCCUCGCUGCGGGAAAGGCUUUACCCAGAUCUCCCAUCUCAUCACGCAUAAAAGGAGUCACACGGGAGAGAAGCCAUUUGUCUGCCCAGAUUGUGGGAGAUGCUUUGCAGGCAAGCCGGCCCUUGUAAAGCAUCAACGGAUUCACGCUAAGGAAACCCCUCUGAUGUACUGAGUCCUAAAGAAUUUGACAUUUAUUUAUAUGUUUUUCUUCAUACCACAAUGUGGUAGUUCUGCAAAGCCUUGUAUUAAAGCAAGUAUCGGAUUUUAUUUCAUUUCACUGAAAUUAAAGGGGAACUACACCCCCCAGUUUUUUUUUUCAUAAUCAAGCACACUGUGAAAUGCUUUUAGCAGAAUGCUUCUUUGUUCCAAUUAAAAGUUAUACCCUU
Molecule: messenger RNA, 2171 nt
Organism: Xenopus laevis (African clawed frog)
Lineage: Eukaryota; Metazoa; Chordata; Amphibia; Anura; Pipidae
Product: zinc finger protein OZF
Exons: 7
Coding region: 185-1957 (590 amino acids)
Source: RefSeq, a predicted model, not a curated record